Molecule: messenger RNA, 1542 nt
Organism: Besnoitia besnoiti
Lineage: Eukaryota; Apicomplexa; Conoidasida; Eucoccidiorida; Sarcocystidae
Exons: 1
Coding region: 1-1542 (513 amino acids)
Source: RefSeq, a predicted model, not a curated record
AUGCAGCCGGAAGCCGUAUCGGUCCUCGGGGCGGGGGCUCCGCGACAAGCCUCACGCCCACGCAGUGCAAGCCUCAUCCCUAAGACUGGCUCUUGUCCAGCUUCGUUGAAACAGUCGGAAGGAGCGGAGGAGCCUCUCUUCCUCACUUUUCACUACGUGUCUGAACAAGACACUCGUGACCUCCUCGCCGCUGUCGAUGCGCCUGCAUUUCUCUCUUGGGCUGGUCAGUCUCCGCCGGUCUGUGAAGAAAGCGGCGCAGCCGAGGUUCAAGCAGCGAAGGGCCGAAAAGAGAGUCGAGCAAGUCAGCCGCGCCUUGGAGGGCCAAAUCCGCUAAUGGCCUUCGUGGCAGAGAAGCUGAACGUUUCGGGUAUCCUCCGGAGGCUAGGGGCGUCCCCAUUCAAUGCGUCGACAGAAAACCCAGACGCAAACAGCCCGUCUCGCCCCUCGACGCUCCACGCUGCUCAGCCUCCUUCUGCGUUGCCGGAAAAGACCGGCGAACGCCCUGCCGUAGGGGGCGAAUGCGAGGCUCCGCCUGCGCCGGCGGAAUCAGACUCGCGCGGCGUCCGUACACCGCAGACCCGUCCCGGUAGCGCAAGUCACGAGGAGGCAGCUGCAGAGGCGCUUUGCGAACGAGGGCAGAGGCGACUCGAGAAAGCCGCGUCCACGAGGACGAGUCUCGCUGGGAAGGAGGCGGGUCAGGCCAACAGCCAGCAACCAGCCUCAGCCUUGGCCUCACUCUCUGGGGACAACGGAGGUGACGGGGCCGCGCGGCAUGCUUGGGGCGACGUGCUGCUCGACUCCCCGACAGAAAAUACAGACAGGCAGACAGGAACUGCCAACUGCGACAGUGGAGAAGGCGCCAGCGCGCUGAGGCUUCCGAGACCCAGCGGAGGGAGGGGCUCGGAGGGGACAGGCCGCAGGCGCCCGUUCGCGGCGGAGACAGAAGGGACAGCAGGUCUCCCAGCGGGAGGCCUGCGCCGUUCAGAGCGCUAUGCGCUCCAGUGGCAGAUUGUGGGUGACUUGUUUUUCAAUGCCCUCGCAUUUUGUCAUGAGGAGCAAUUCUCGGUCGCCGCGACGUCGACGUUCUUGGGAAUUCUGAAGAAAGUCCUGGAGGACUCCAUGUGUGAGCGGCUGUCUGCCAUGGAGUCGUUCAAGGCCUUUAGAGGUCUCCUGCUGAAGUACAGCGUCCAGCGUCCUCCAAUGUCCAUCAAAGUAUUCGAAAUCCGCGCCCUGCAGACCGCCAUGGCGUACGCUGUCGAGACCUUCUACCGGCACUACCAACUGUAUGUACAUUGCUUCGUUCCACGCACAUACCUGGUUUUCCGGCAGAGCACCGUGCCAUUUCUUCUCAGAGGCCUGAGAGCGGAAGCAGCCGCAGCGUCUAUGACCUCGGACUACCCUUUUGGAAAACGCGACACAGAAACGAACGCCACCGAGACGACGUUCAGAGAUGCUGCACCUGCCCUGUCUGCAGUACAGCGGGACUGGACCUGGACGCAGCUUCUCUGCGGAGAGGAAGGAGAAACAGAAUCACUGCCAUAA